Messenger RNA from Trematosphaeria pertusa, 1783 nucleotides. RefSeq names its product branched-chain-amino-acid aminotransferase. The record is from RefSeq and is a predicted model, not a curated record. Lineage: Eukaryota; Fungi; Ascomycota; Dothideomycetes; Pleosporales; Trematosphaeriaceae. Bases 251 to 1510 code for a protein of 419 amino acids. Gene Ontology annotation, cellular component: mitochondrion. The transcript is spliced from 4 exons. Gene Ontology annotation, biological process: L-leucine biosynthetic process; L-valine biosynthetic process. Gene Ontology annotation, molecular function: branched-chain-amino-acid:2-oxoglutarate transaminase activity.
CUGAACUAGCACACGUGAAUAACCUCUUGUAUCCGCACAGAAUGCGUAUAGUAAUCAAUUGCGCCCUUUCGCAUUGAUUGCUGCCGUCCGAUUGGGGGCAACCGUUAUCGGGGAGCAGUUGACGUCUCCGCGCGGUCAGCUUCGGCUUCGUUUUCGAAAUAAUCUGUCCCCUGGCAAUCACCUUCUUCUGCUCUCGUUUUCCCCCAGACGCCACCUUUGCUGCAAUUGUCUUUCAGUGUACUCUUUCAGAAUGCUCCAGCAAAGGUCAUUACGGUUGCUUUCUGCGCUGUCCCAUUCCUCCUCUCGUUCAAUUGCUGCCGCCCUGGGCGCAUCACUGCGAUGUCGGAGCCAGCGAGCUUACAGCAUCCACGCUGACGCUUCAGUCGGGACGACCAUUCAGGAUAUUGACCCUUCAAAGCUCACCAUCACCAAGACCACGACACCCAAGGCAUUGCUGCCCCCGGAGGAGCUGAUAUUUGGGCGCAACUUUACAGAUCAUAUGCUCUCGCUUGAAUGGACAGCAUCAGAAGGAUGGCUACCAGCCCGCAUCACUCCGUACCAGAACCUUAGUCUCGAUCCGGCGACCUGCGUCUUCCACUACGCAUUUGAGUGCUUCGAGGGAAUGAAGGCAUACAAGGACAAGAAUGGUGGUAUCAGGUUGUUCCGUCCGGACAAAAACAUGGCGCGAUUGAACAAGUCCGCUGCACGGAUUGCGCUACCCACGUUUGACGGCGAUGCCAUGAUUGACCUCAUUGGCAGGUUUGUCAAGUUGGAUGAGCGAUUUAUCCCACAAGCGCGCGGUUACUCGCUGUACCUCCGCCCGACCCUAAUCGGUACCCAGCGCACGCUCGGCGUUGGUCCACCUGCCUCCGCCCUGCUCUUCGUGAUUGCAUCGCCCGUGGGCCCAUACUACCCGACUGGAUUCAAGGCUGUGUCAUUGGAAGCUACAGACUAUGCUGUGCGAGCAUGGCCAGGAGGGGUUGGAGACAAGAAGCUUGGAGCCAACUACGCGCCCUGCAUCGUCCCCCAGAUGCAGGCAGCCAGCAGGGGCUUCCACCAAAACCUCUGGUUGUUCGGAGAGGAGGAAUAUGUGACUGAGGUCGGCACCAUGAAUCUCUUCGCAGCCAUCAGGAACAAGGAGACUGGGCAGCCGGAGCUGCUGACUGCGCCGCUGGAUGGCACCAUCCUGGAAGGCGUCACGCGAGACUCUGUCCUUUGCCUUGCGCGGGAGCGCCUUGAGCCCCAGGGCUGGAAGGUGCUGGAGCGCAAGUUCACGAUGAAGGAGCUUGCUGAUGCCUCCGACGAGGGACGCAUGAUGGAGGUAUUCGGCGCUGGUACUGCCGCAAUCGUCAGCCCUGUGCGACGAAUCAGCUGGAAAGGGCGUCUUGUUGAGUGUGGCCUUCCGGACCAUGUCGAGUGCGGCCCACUUACCCAGCAGGUCAAGGACUGGAUAGAGGCUAUUCAAUAUGGUGAUGAGAAGCAUCCUUGGAGCUACACAGUGCCCCAAUAGAGGCUGGCAGCGCAUAUAGAUUGCAGCAUUAGAGCAACGAGGGGACGCCUCCAGCUCCCGUCGUGUCGGGGAGGGUAGGGCUUGUAGACGGGAGAAGGUUUUCCAUUUCUGAAAAUACCACGUGGAGCGACGUACAAGCGGGCGGACGUUUCCAGCGAAAGAGCGUAUACUCAGAGGAGGCCUGGCACUUGAUAGGGAAUAUGCCUGGUCAGAAUUGCUUCCUCUUUGCCUGUGCCCGCGAGCGCUGCAGCGUGCCUGAGGCUUGCUGUGACG